UGCUAAGGAAGUAGCAUUGUUUGGGACAUGAGAAUGAACCAAAAGUGAAGUUGACAGACAGGGCAAACAAACGUAAUGUUAACGUAAAAUAAAACUCUGAUAGGCGGCUAUGUGUGGCGUCCACUAACCGGGGACACAUGGAUUUCCUCACUCUGUUUGUUAUCUACGUCGCGGUGGUACUGACAUGCAUAGCCCUCGUCUGCAAAUACUCAGGCCAGCAACAAACUCCCUUUCAUACAAUCUUCAAUGCUGUAGCGAAGGUUUUUGCACCUAUUACACCAAAAUGGUUGCAGAAGUUUUCACAGUGGGCCUUGCACAGACUGUUUCAUCAAAGAAGCAACAUGUUCAUCUAUGUGCAUCUCCUGCUGGAGGGAGCUGUGUAUGCAGAAUUUACCUACGAGGUGUUCGGGUACUGCAGAGACAUGGACACCACUCUAACCAGCCUGUCUGUGCCUUACAUCCUUUUGGCCUUCAAGUCCUCCUUCUUCUACCUCUGCAUCAAGAGAGAUCCAGGUACAGUGACAAAGAAAAAAGUUGCUGGUCAGCUACAAAUCUACCCAUACGACAAGAGGCUGUUUCACCCUGGAGUUGCCUGUCCAACGUGCCAGCUUGUAAAGCCAGCUCGCUCUAAACACUGUAGGGUCUGCAACAGGUGUGUUCAACGGUUCGACCACCACUGUGUCUGGGUCAACAACUGCAUCGGUUCUCAGAACACACGCUACUUCUUGCUUUACCUCUUCAGUCUGUGCGCUAUGGCAGGUGACAUUGCCCUGCUUACAGCAGACAUGCUGCUUCAUGCUGUACUGCGAUCUGGUCUUCUGAGAUCCAGUUACAUAGAUGAGCAUGGUCUGCAGCAGCAAGCAGGGCCUCUGUUUGUUGUACAGCAUCUUUUUCUAAGUUUCCCCCGAAUCAUCUUCAUGCUGGGCUUUCUGGUCUUUGUCUUCUUCCUGCUGGCAGGUUAUGCCUUAUUCCAUACCUACCUGGCUCUGGUAAACCAGACGUCCAAUGAGUGGUACAAAAGUCGAGGCUAUGUUUGUCAGCACUGUCACCCAAGUACAACAGCUGACCAUUUCUGCAGCCCAGCACCAGACCAGUCCAAAAGACACUACUAUAGCAGAGGACUGCUGCGAAAUCUGGGGGAAAUUUUCUUCCCUCCACAACCUGUUCAGAAAAAAGACAACUGAAAAAAAAAAAAAAAAAACCUGCCUUAUGUGUACACUACCACUGGGAAAAUAAAGUUUACAUCAGUGAUUUC
Sphaeramia orbicularis (orbiculate cardinalfish) is the source of this 1255-nucleotide messenger RNA. RefSeq names its product zDHHC palmitoyltransferase 4 (gene zdhhc4). Gene Ontology annotation, cellular component: endoplasmic reticulum; Golgi apparatus. Bases 138 to 1184 code for a protein of 348 amino acids. The transcript has 7 exons. Lineage: Eukaryota; Metazoa; Chordata; Actinopteri; Kurtiformes; Apogonidae. Gene Ontology annotation, biological process: peptidyl-L-cysteine S-palmitoylation; protein targeting to membrane. Gene Ontology annotation, molecular function: protein-cysteine S-palmitoyltransferase activity. The record is from RefSeq and is a predicted model, not a curated record.